AUGGGGGGCUUCUCUGUGGAUUCCCAGCAGGGAUUUUUAGUUGGGGUCACUGAGAAGCGCGCCACGCCUACCAUCCCCCAACUCACCUGGAAACAGCACCAUCCAGUGUGGGUUGAUCAGUGGCCCCUAUCUGAGACCAAACUGCGCGCACUGGAAGCCCUUGUGGAAGAGCAGCUUGCCAAGGGCCACAUCACUGAGUCCAACAGCCCUUGGAACUCCCCUGUCUUUGUCCUACGCAAACCAGGCAAGGACAGGUGGAGACUCCUUCACGACCUCCGGAAGAUCAACGAUGUCAUUGAGGACAUGGGACCCCUCCAGCCUGGCAUGCCCUCCCCUUCAAUGCUCCCCCGGAAUUGGAAGCUGGCUGUCAUUGACAUCAAAGACUGUUUUUUCAACAUACCACUCCAUCCUCGGGACGCUCCCAGAUUUGCAUUCUCAGUUCCCUCUCCAAACAGACAAGCACCUUUAAAAAGAUACCAUUGGCGGGUCCUUCCUCAGGGGAUGAAAAAUUCUCCUACCAUCUGCCAAUGGUACGUGGCCCACAUUCUGUCACCUGUGAGGACCCUGUUCCCAGAUGCCGUCAUCCUCCACUACAUGGAUGACAUCCUGGUUUGUGCUGCUGACGAUGACUAUCUGCACCGGACUUUACAAAAAACUAUCCAGACAAUUGAGGACGCUGGAUUUGAGAUCCGAGAGGACAAGAUCCAGCACACCUGCCCUUGGACCUACCUGGGACUCCAGAUCCGCGAGCGGACCAUCGUGCCCCAGCAGCUGACCAUCAAAGACGACCCCAAGACCCUGCGGGACCUACAUCAGCUCUGCGGGUCCAUCAACUGGAUACGCCCUCUGCUUGGGGUAACAACAGAAGUCCUUGCACCCCUCUUCAACCUGCUCCGUGGCAGUGAGGUCCUCGACUCACCACGCUCCCUCACGCCAGAGGCCUGGGAAUCCAUCACCAAGGUCCAGGAAGCCCUGUCUUCACGACAAGCCCACCGGUAUGAGCCCAGCCUGCCCUUCCAGCUGGUUAUCCUGGCAGCCCACUGCAGCCUGGAAACGGAGACGUCAUCAGAGUCCACCGAACCGACCUGCUGCCAGACCAACAACCAGACAGAGGCCAAACUGUCCUGCUACCAGGGCCGCAACGAGACGACUGCCAACGUCACGCCUGACACCGUGACAAAAAUGGAGAGCAAAACCAUUCUUGAGUUCCUGAUGUUCCUGAUUAUCUGGAUGCUCCUGAAAACAUCAGCUAUGGAUGCCUGGCUAGUAGCACAGCCCCAGGAGAAC
Pseudopodoces humilis (Tibetan ground-tit) is the source of this 1287-nucleotide messenger RNA. The record is from RefSeq and is a predicted model, not a curated record. NCBI's taxonomy places the organism in Eukaryota, Metazoa, Chordata, Aves, Passeriformes, Paridae.